Molecule: messenger RNA, 1326 nt
Organism: Leucoraja erinaceus (little skate)
Lineage: Eukaryota; Metazoa; Chordata; Chondrichthyes; Rajiformes; Rajidae
Gene: jtb
Product: jumping translocation breakpoint
Exons: 6
Coding region: 16-663 (215 amino acids)
Biological process (GO): mitotic cytokinesis
Cellular component (GO): centrosome; spindle; cytoplasm
Source: RefSeq, a predicted model, not a curated record
UGACUCCCUGCCGUGAUGCGGGUCACGUGUGGUAGUUGGUCACGUGCAAAGGCUCCGCUAGUAUCUUUGGUCACGUGUGGCGGGCGGGCGGUUGGUCACACAGAAGCCCCGGCCCCUCCCCUGAUGGUGGUUUCUCAGCUCUCGCCGUGCGGCGGCUCACGAAGCCGGGGGUUGGCGACGGCCGUGCAGCCAAUCCUUAACGGUACCCAGAGAAGAGUGAAAAAUAAGAAAAUGUUACAGUUUGCAGAGAUGAUGUACCUUCUAGUCUACCUAUGUACAAUAUGGAGUGUGUUCACAUCUUUCAGGAUAUGUGAAGCUGUGCCAUUCCAGUCACAAAAGAAUACAACAAAUAAUUUGCACCCAAGACCUUGCUGGGAAAUUGAAGAAUACAGCAUUGUAAGAGAAUGUAGUCCUUGCACUGAUUACGAAAAGACCGUGCAUAUAGAAUGUAAAUUUACUGGAUUUGUUGAAGAUGUAAAAUGUACGAAAGACCACAGAUACAGAAGCUGUCGUUCAGUUGCAAUGGAGGAAGUGAAAUUCUGGAAGUUUGAAGGAAUUGUUGUUUUGGUUGGUGUAAUCUUUGCCAUCAUUGUUACUUACCGACAAAGAACCCUAGACAGGCAUGCUGAACAAAAAGUACGACGACAGCUUGAAGAGAUUUAGUUUUACAACAGUUACUGACACUGCUUUUGCAUCUACAGCCGUUCAGGUUUUUCAGUGUUUUAUCCUUUUAUAUUCACCAACCACCCAUUGAUGUUGUAGGAAAUAUUAUUCUGUCUUAAAAUAGCUUUCAAGGCAGUCAAAAAUGUUAGGAUAUAAUUACUUUGUGUUAGACAUUAAAUGUGUAUAAUAUUUAUAUGGAGAGGUAAAUUGUAAUAUAAAAGUUCUAUUUAUGUAGACUAUAAAAUGGAAGAGAAUAGUUUGUUCGGUACCUUAUUUUAUUAGAUGUUAGGAAAUUUGAUUAAGAGUACUUUUUCAUAUCUAUAAAAGUAUAUUGGUACUGAUUUCUGUACAAAGUUCUUGUGCCAGUGUUAUUUUUUGUACUUUGAACUGAAUUUACUUGUUUGUAUUCCACCCCACCUGCCACUGUUCUCCCCUCCACUAACCUAACAGGAAAAAGUAUUUUAAUUAUUGUAUAAAAUGCAAGAUAAAUUGUCACUGGGUUUGUUUGCAGAUAAUAUUUUGAAGAAAUAAAGUACAACACCCAAGAACUGCCUGUUGUGUUUCGUCUAGGAAUCUAUUUUUCUUUAAAUAAGUUUACUCUGCAUUUUAUAUCUUGCCUGGGACCUUCAGAUUCUCAACGGGCAUGACCAACCUGAUUGAGUA